AUGCAUGUGGAAAGAUUAAGACCUCAAAUAUUUCGGGAUUCUUAUAAUGUUGGGACAUCUUACGAUGGUUUUAGUCCGGGAAGUUCUGAGUAUGACAGGAGUUUGGCUACUUCUCGCGUUUACGAAAGAACACGGAUACAUACUUUAGCAGCGGAACGACAAACGGUCCAAAAAAAGACGUUUACGAAGUGGGCGAACACAUUUUUGAGAAGAGUAGGAAUCGAAAUAUAUGAUUUGUUUUUGGAUUUACGUGAUGGAAAAAUUUUAUUACAGCUAUUGGAAAUACUUUCUGGAAUUAAGAUGCCCAGUCCAACUUUAGGAAGGAUGAGAAUCCACUGUUUAGAGAACAUAGAUAAAUCUCUUUUCUUUCUAAGUAAUUUUGGAGUUCACUUAGAAAAUAUUGGGGCACAUGAUAUUGUUGAUGGUAAUGCACGGAUUACACUCGGACUAUUGUGGAUGAUCAUUCUUCGUUUUCAAAUUCAGGAUAUUAUAUUUUUGGAGAAAGUCGAUCCUUUAGGAAUCAAGAGUGAUGUGCGACGGUAUUCAAAGGAAGCCUUGUUAUUAUGGUGUCAGCUGAAGACUGCAGGUUAUAGGAACGUUGACGUACAGAAUUUCACAACUAGUUGGCGUGAUGGUUUGGCUUUCAACGCUCUUAUUCAUAAACAUCGUCCAGAUCUGGUCAAUUUUGAUGAAUUAUCAGUAAAUACACCACUGCAAAAUUUGGAGUCUGCUUUUAUAGUUGCGGAAAAAAAGUUGGGCAUAUCCAGGCUCUUUGAUCCUGAAGACAUAUAUGUUCAACAGCCAGAUGAAAAAUCCAUUGUUACAUACGUCGCUACAUAUUAUCAUUACUUUUCAAGGAUGAAAUCAGAAACUGUUCAUGCUCGCCGUUUAGAAAAGUUUAUUACUUACUGGCGCGAUCUCCAAAGUUCUUUCAACUGGUACGAAAGGCGUGCAUCAGAUCUUUUGUCAUGGAUCGCCAAAACAGUUUUAUGGUUGAAUGAUCGCCGUUUCCCCAAUCAAGUUGAAGAAAUUCAACAAAUUAUGGUCUCAUUUAAAGAAUAUCGUCUUCAAGAAAAGUCAGAUAAGUUCAGUGAUAAAGGUGAGCUUGAGGCUCAUUUUCUUUUAACACGUUCAAAAAUGAGAACGCUAGGACUUAGAAACUAUAUACCAUCUACAGAAGCACAAAUAUCGCAGCUCAAUCGCGCAUGGAAUGCCUUAGAGAAAGCUGAGUAUGGACGUGAAUUAGCAUUGAGAGAAGAGCUUGACAAGCAAAAGCGUUUAUUGCAUUUGUUUUCACGUUAUGAAAAGAAAGCUAAUCUGAGAAAAGCUUGGAUUAAUGACAAUUUCAAAUUAGUUGAGGUUUGCGAUGAUGAUACGAACUUAGCAAUGACUGAAGCCUCAUUAAAAAAGUAUGAAGCCUUAAAAGCUGAUAUUUAUGCAUAUUUCGAUAGAAUACAGACAAUUCAACAAAUUGCUGAUGAACUCAUUGGCAACAACUUUUUUAAACAAGAUGUUGUUUCUAAAGUUCAAAACGAAAUUCAGAGUAUGUGGGAUCAGCUCUUAAAAGUAAUGAAUGAAAGAUACAAAAUUCUGGAAAACAGAAAAAUUCUUUUUAAAAAAUUUUCAGAAACAGAUUAUCUUAUGGAAUCUAUACAAUCACUUUUAUCUAAAUUACAAAUCGAUAAAUUUGGUAAUCAUUUAGCUGCUAUCGAAGAACGUUUAAAACAGUAUGAAUUGAUUGAAACAGAUAUACGUUCAAUUCACCGAAAUAUAUCAGUCCUAUUUGAAUUAGAAUCUCAAAUUGAAUACUCUCCAGAAUUAUUUGGUUUCAAAACAAAUAUUGUGGUAGUUGAAAUUAAAAAGCAAAACAAUCUGUUAAAGGAUGCCUAUUCACAACUUGUACAAUUAGUGGAAUCUAAGAGACAGUCUAUAGAAUUUUCGAAACUCUAUCAUAGUUCAGAAAAUGAAUUAGAUGAACAACUAAUUUCAAUACAGGAACGUAUAUCAUUCUUGCAAAAAAGUGAAACAUUAGUUGACAACGGUAAUAUUGAUGUUUUCUUUAGACGACAUAAAACAGCUGAAUCUGAAUUAGAAACACAAAGAUUGGUCAUCACCAAACUAUUUGAACGAACUUCACGUUUAAUUGAAGAAGAAUGCCCGAAUUAUGAAACUUUAAAACAAAAAGUGUCAAGCGUUGAAAGAGCCUGGGAACAACUGAUAAAUUUAAUGGCUAAACGUAAAACCAAUUUAUUAUUUAUGAAAGAUUUGCGUUCUUUUGUGUUGAGUUGUGACGAUGCUGAUACAUGGAUAUCUGAAAAAUAUGAACUAAGUUCAAGUACAAUGCAUCUUGCUAUGCAAACUGACAGUAGUUAUACCAUAGAAAAAUUGACAAAACAACAUCAAGAAACUAUAUCCAAUUUGGAUAACUUCCAAACCACUGUAGAUCAAUUGAAACUUCAAGCAGACGAGUUAUUAGGAUAUGUAGACUGUUUGUAUGUUUCAGCAGAUAAAGAUGUUCAAUCAAAAGAACUUAUUUCGGAGACUACCAUAAAAUCUAAGAGUGAGAUUGGAAAUUUAAUAAAGAAUAGAAUAAAAAGUCUCUUAGAUUCGUUUUCCGUUCUUAGUGGAUGUAUUCGUCAGACACAGUUACUUCUUUUGGACGCUGUAUCUUUACAUCAGCUAUUCCAAAUGGCUUCAUCAACGUAUAGCUGGAUCACUGAAAAAGAAGUUUACAUCCAACUGUUAAUAAUGGACGAUCUAAAAGAAGAAGAGUUUUCUAAGAUUAUCGAAGGUGAUGUCAGUACUAAUCAAGGGUUAAUUCAAAGAUUGGAAAUUGUUAAAAAUCGAUUUUCUGAUCUAGAAGAGCAAAUGAGUAUAGCAGCUGAGCAAGUAUCCACUGUGAACAUGAUGAUUGCUAAUUUUUUAAAUGAACCAAAAAGAGAUGAUCAAUCAUUAGUUAAUAAAGAAAUGACAAUAGAAAAAGUUAUCAAUCUACAGGAUCAUUUAAACUCUGCUUGGAAUAGAAUUGCUGAUACAGUCGAAUCACAUAGAGAUCGGAUUGUCGAAGAAUCAUUAUAUAUUAAUUUAUUCAUUGAAUGUAAAUAUACAUCUGAAUGGAUUGCCGAAAAAGAAGCAGUAUUAUUUUCAACCGAUUCCAUUGAUGCUAAUAGUUUAACUGGUUUGGUAGAAUUGAGAAGACGUUUGUUUAACUUACAAGGUGAUUUAAAAGCAAUUGAAGCACGUGUUCAAAAUAUUGGUGAACGUAUAGGAGAAUUGUUAAGAAUGGCAGAACAACAAGAAAUUGCAUACGAUGAACAAGAUAUAAAAUUAAAGUCUAAACGAAGAGCAGAUUACUUAAUGAAAGAACACAUGAAACUAACACAGCAGUGGCUUGAUUUAAAAGAAGCACUUAAACAAAGAGCUAAUCGAAUAUCUACUGAAGGUCAAGUUAAUCGUUUUCUUGAGAAACUUGAUUCAUUUCAAGAUUGGAUAAGAAAAUUGAAAACUGAUGUGUUUGUUCGGGAAUUUCCAAGUGAUUUACAGGAAACUGAAAAUCGUCUAACAGUUAUAGAACGAAGUGCUCAAGAAAUCAAAGAUUAUGAAAGUGAAGCAAAUCAACUAUUUGAAACCGGGAGACAAUUGCUUAAAGGUUACUAUGAUACACCUCAUAUUAUGUUAGGACAGCGGUUAGCCGGACUUGAAGAAGAUUGGAAAUCAAUUCAAAGUUCAAUGAUCAAUUGUACUACUCGACUUCAAGAACGUUAUGCUUUGCAGUGUUUCUUAGCUGAAUCUGCGUUACUUGAAGUGACUCUGGAUCAACAGGCUACGUUUUUGGCUAAAGAAGAAGCAUUAACAAAUCUAGAUGCUGUUCAUGAUAUUCAAAAACAAUAUGAAACAUUUCGUUUCUCUUUAUUGGCUUGUAAAGAUCGAGUUGAUGCUGCUUUAGAAUUAGGUAGAAGUGUAGCUGAAAAAAAUCCAGCAAAUCGUGAUCGUGCAUUAGCUAAAUGUGAAUUAUUUCAGCAAAGAUAUGAAGCUAAUAAAAUUAAAACAGAAGAACGAAUUGGAUAUUUACAAGAAAAAGCGCAACUUUAUGAAUUUUAUGAAGAAUUGGAAGAUUUUGAAGAUUGGAUUUUAGAUAAAACAAAUUGUCUUAUGGAAAUUCAAUUAGCAAUAAAACAACGAUCACAUUUAUCAUUUAGUCGUAUUAAUGCAUUUGAAGAAGAAAUUGAAAUGAAUCGAAAUCGUGGAGAUCAUUUUAUUGAAGUCGGUCGUAAACUUACAGAAGUUUAUCCACACCUUGAAAAUGAUGUGAAAAUUCGUUUGGAACGAAUGCAUACACGUUGGGAAGAAUUAGUUGACUUGGUUCGACAUAUUCUAAAUGUGAUAAGUCAAGAUAAUCGAGAAAAGUUAAUGAAAGAAGCAAUUCAUAAAACUGCUAUAUGGCUUAAUGUAAUGAAUGUUCAAUUGAAGAAACCAGAUAGUAAAUUAUCAAUUGACCAAGUCGAUAUGACUACAUUACAAACACAAAUAAAAGAACAUAAUAAACGAAUGAAAGAUUACAUAGAACGUAAAGCUGUUAUUAAUGUUUUAAAGAAACAAGUCAAUGAUCUUGAUGUGAAUCAAAGUAAAGAAUUCACACCAAUUAUCAAUGAUUUGGAACGUAAACUUUUAGCAUUAGAUGAACCAUUCCGUCAAAAAUUAGAAAAUUUACAACAUUUGGAAACAUCAACACAACGUAUAGUUGAAUUAACUUUAGAAGGUGCAUGGAUUCGAGAAAAAUUACAACAAAUUGAAAAUUUAUCAAAAACAUUAGAACUUGAUCCACAAAAGGCUUAUCAAAUUGGUCAAAGAUUAAUGGUGAUACAUCGUUUAGAAAGACAACUUAAAAGUCAUUUUCUUGAAGCUAAUAAUCGUAGACCUAGAGUUAAAACUUUGUGUAAAAAUAUUGAAAAUGAAUAUUGUUUAGAAGAAGUGACAAGUAUUGAAAAGAAACAACAACAACAACAAUUUCAACGACUUAUACAAGAACUGUUAGAAUUAUGGAAUAAAUUAGAUAAAAAUUUAACUUGUCUCCAUGAACGAAUCACAAUGUCCGAAUCAGUUUAUCAAUUUUUAUUCGAUGCUAAUGAAUUGGAAUCAUGGAUAUCGGAAGAAGAUUUUUAUUUACAUGGAAUAGAAAUACCUAAGAAUGAGCAAAGUGCACUGAAUAACUUGAAAAAGCAUCAGAUUCGAUCACAAACAAUUGAACAAUGGCAUGAACGUGUUAAAAAUCACAAUGAACAAGGUCAAAUACUUGUCAAACAAUUAAAAAUUCAACAAACAAAAUAUCCUGAUACAAAUAUUAUACAUGAAUCACAAUUUUAUUUAAAAUUAAUUCCAACCUGUUUGAAUAGUAUUAGUCAUUCGUACAAAAAUCUUCAAGAUAUUGUCAAUAAUGUCACGGCAAUGUUAAAAGGAAGUGCAAUCAGAUAUAGUUUAAUUCGUGAAUCUGAUGAAUUGGAGGCAUGGAUUAAUAAACGUAUUGCACUGGCUACUAAUAAUGACCUUGGUACUGAUUUAGAUCAUUGUUGUAAUUUAAGAGACAAAUUUAUGAUAUUCAAUAAAGAAACUGUACAAACAGGUUCACAACUGGUCGCAGAUUUAUCAGCUAAAUGUGUGCAUUUAAUUGCUUCUGGCAAAUCAGAUUCCGUGAUAAUUGCUUCAAUUAAAGAUAAUAUCAAUGAAUUAUGGGCUGAAUUAUUGGAAUUAAUUGAAACAAGAAAACAAUUAUUAAAAGCUGCAUUAAAUAUGCAUCGAUUUGUUAAUGAUUGUAGAGAUUUUGAAGAAAGAAUUUGUUAUCGUCUUGACAAUUUACCUGAAGCACCAUCGGAUUCCUUAGCAUCUGGACGUAAACAAGGUCUACCUGGUUUACAACGUAGUCAUAAUUUAUUAGAACAAGAACUUUUAUGUUUUGGUGAUCAAUUGAAACAGUUAGAUUUAACAACUAAACGAUUAUUACCACGUUAUGCUGGUAUCCAAGCGGAACAAUUACAAACACAUCAUGAACGUGUUCAAACAAUAUGGAAACGUUUAUUAAAAGUUGUUGAAAUUAGACGUGAUCUUUUAAAAGAAGCUAAUCGGUUACAUGAAUUUUUAGUCAAUGCACGUGAAUUAAUUUCAUGGUUAGAAUAUACCAAAGAUAUAAUGGAACAUAAAGAAAGACCAAGAGAUAUUUCUGGUGUUGAAUAUUUAAUUGAGGAUCAUAAACAAUUACGAGUGGAAUUAGAAUCACGUAAUCAACGAAUUGAAGAUUGUUUAAAUCUUGGACGGAUAUUGUUAGCUGAAUUUGCCGCUCAAGAAGAGAAAACAAUGCUGCCAACUAUGAAACCAAGUUUAAUAGCUACACGAACUGAAGUUCGUGAGAGAUGUGUCCAAUUAGCAACUGGUCGUAUUUUAUUAAAUGAAUUAUGGCGUGAACGUUGGGAUCGUUUACAUUUAUUAUUGGAAAUACGUCAAUUUGCCCGUGAUGCAAAUAGUGCAGAAAUAUGGUUAAUGGGUAAAGAGUUACAAUUAGAAUCAGCACGUCGUCAAUUAGGUGAAACAUUAGCUGAAACAUUAGCUUUACUUGGCGCACAUUAUGCAUUUCAACAAACAUUAGCAACAGCAGAUGAGAGAUUUAAUGCAUUGAAAAGAUUAACUACACUUGAAAUAAGAGCAAUGCAAUGGGAUCCACAUGAAGUUACUAUGAGAGAGAACGAACAAAGAAUUAAAGUUCGUAACGCUGUCAAAGAAUUUCUUCCCGCUUAUGUUGGACAAACUGAAACUUUGAAGAAAUCAACCUCAGUUUUACCAUCACAUACAGUUGGUGUUUCUUCAACAAAAGUCCCACUAGUAUCUACAGCCUACAUUCAACAGCCUCCAGUUAAACCACUUAGAAAACCAAUUGAAAGCAUUGAAAUGUCAGCUGUACAUCCAAAACCCAGAGCUAAAAUCCCAUCAACAUCUGACAAUAUAGCGGUAACAGUUAAGACCACAUCACCUCCCAAAACUGUAGAGUCAUACAAAAGUCCUGAAAAGAAAUUCGAGCAUCAUGAAACUAUAAUGUCUCCGAAACCUGUUAAACGGACUCGUUCUAAGCAAACACCAGAGCUAUCUGACACAAAGAAAAGUCCAGUCAUGUUAACAAAAGAAGAAAGCUUAUCUAAUGGAGAUAAGUCGGAACGUAUAAGUCAAAAAUCUGCAAGUUCAUCCGAGAAAAUCCCAAUUCAAAUUGAAAAGUCAUCCCCAAAUAAACUUCAUCUGGAAGAAACGAGAGAUGAAAAUGAUAAGACUCGUUCACUGGAAACUAUAGAUCAACCGCAUGGAUAUGAACACAAGCCUAUAACUCGAAGCCGUUCAUUAAGAGUUAGAUCUUCUCAAUCUGACUUACCAACGACUGAAUCCCCUGCUUCAACAACCAAGUUGAAAUUUUUCGAGAGUGCGGAACAAGAGUCAACUAGAUUACCUCAAGAACCUGAAGCAUCAACAAGUGAACAACCAGUUCUACCAAAGCUGGAAGGUCCGGUUAUACGAAAGCACGAUUUAGAUUCUGGCGGCUCUUUACAUUCAAAAAGUCAAGGUCGGAGCUGGUUACCACUUUAUCUUGUUCUUGAUUCGGGUCAGCUAUUUUUUUAUAAAGAUCAACAAAGUCGUAGGGAAAAACCAAACAUAUACUAUCAUGAUACGUCACCUUUAAGUUUACUGUCAUCGAGAGCUGCCGCUGCUAUGGAUUAUACAAAACGACCAUGUGUAUUUCGAUUACGUCUUGGCGAUGGUAGUGAAUAUCUCUUUCAAACUGCAAAUGAUAGUGUUCUUAAUCGUUGGGUAACAGCCAUUAAUGAAUCAGCUAAGCUGUUAGCUUCUGACGUCAGCAAACAUCAACCUGGAUAUACCUUAACUCUUCCUGUCGGAACUCAUUCUAGAAGUUUUCAAGGCAAUGGUCAUCGUCGCUCUAUUAGGAAUUUCUUUUCUUUACGCCGUAAAUCAUAAUAUUGUAUUCCAAGUGAAAACUUAACAACCUAUCUUUCGAUAUUACAAGCACUUUCAUUCUCUCAACAAACAAUGCAUAAUCAUGAAUUUGUUUUCGUUUAUUUAAAUCUUGACAUUUUUCUUUCGUUAAUAAAUAUUUUCGAAAAAUUUUCGUAACUUUUAAA
Molecule: messenger RNA, 8171 nt
Organism: Schistosoma turkestanicum
Lineage: Eukaryota; Metazoa; Platyhelminthes; Trematoda; Strigeidida; Schistosomatidae
Source: the annotation of a GenBank genome assembly